AAGCGCGCGCGGGUGAGUUCGCCGGUCACCGCGGCCUCCCCGGUCCUGAGAGCCGCCCGCGCGCCCCUGUCGCUCCCGAAUCCCGGGGGCGAGCCCGACGGCGAUGCGGUGGCUGGCUUCUUGCGCUGGUGCGCGGGAGUGGGGCUGGAGCUGAGUCCCAAGGUGGCGGUGAGCCGGCAGGGCACGGUGGCCGGCUAUGGCAUGGUGGCGCGGGAGAGCGUGCAGCCGGGGGAGCUGCUGUUCGCAGUGCCGCGCUCGGUGCUUCUGUCUCCGCACACCUGUUCCAUCAGCGGCCUGCUGGAGCGAGAACGAGACACGCUGCAGAGCCUGUCCGGAUGGGUGCCGCUGCUCCUGGCGCUGCUCCACGAGCUGCAAGCCCCAGCCUCACCUUGGAGCCCCUACUUCGCUCUCUGGCCAGAGCUGGGGCGUUUGGAGCAUCCCAUGUUUUGGCCAGAGGAGGAGCGGCUGCGCCUCCUAAAGGGUACAGGUGUCCCGGAGGCCGUGGAGAAGGACUUGGUGAACAUCCGAAGUGAAUACUAUUCCAUCGUCCUGCCCUUCAUGGAGGCUCACUCCGAUUUCUUCAGCCCCACUGUUCGCUCUCUGGAUCUCUAUCGCCAGCUUGUGGCCCUUGUAAUGGCUUAUAGCUUUCAAGAACCGCUGGAGGAAGAGGACGAUGAAAAGGAGCCCAACUCCCCCUUGAUGGUGCCUGCUGCAGACAUACUAAACCAUAUAGCCAACCACAAUGCCAAUCUAGAGUACUCAGCAGAUUAUCUCCGGAUGGUAGCUACUCAGCCCAUUCCUAAAGGUCAUGAGAUUUUCAACACAUAUGGGCAGAUGGCUAAUUGGCAACUGAUUCAUAUGUAUGGUUUUGCUGAGCCCUAUCCUGACAACACAGAUGACACAGCUGACAUCCAGAUGGUGACAGUCCGAGACGCCGCACUGCAGGGAACAAAGGAUGAAGCUGAAAGGCAGCUCUUGUGUGAACGCUGGGAUUUCCUGUGCAAACUGGAGAUGGUAGGGGAAGAGGGAGCCUUUGUGAUUGGUCGUGAGGAGGUAUUGACUGAAGAGGAACUAGCCACCACACUCAAGGUGCUGUGCAUGCCUGCCGAGGAGUUCCAAGGCUAUAAAGUUCAGGCUGGACGGGGAGAGCAAGAAAGGGAAGAGGACAGUCUGAAAAUCACAAACAUCCCCAAGCUCCAAGUAGCAUGGAGACGGCUUCUUCGAGACAGUGUUCUGUUGACCCUACAGACCUAUGCCACAGACUUAAAAACGGAUCAAGAUUUACUUAGCAAUAAGGAAGUCUACGCCAAGCUCAGCUGGCGGGAACAGCAAGCCUUACAAGUCCGCUAUGGUCAAAAGAUGAUCUUACACCAAUUGUUGGAACUCACAAAUGAGCAGCUUCCCUGAAUGACCAGCAAUGAGAACCUUUUAAGCUUGCGUUUUGUUGCCUGUAAAGGACAGAAAUGUGGGUCUUUUGCCGUUUGGACUGUAAAAGUAGCUAAAGAUAAACAAGGAUUAAUCCAAGGCAAGAGUUACAUGUUGGCAUUUUAGGAUUGAAAUCAGUGCAUUUGGGACUUGCUGCCAAUUGUUAAGAACAUUCUAUUUUUGCUAAUGUCUUCAGGUUUUUAAUAAAAUUUAAUAAAUGUGAAUUGAGCUCAA
Messenger RNA from Myodes glareolus (Bank vole), 1659 nucleotides. RefSeq names its product SET domain containing 6, protein lysine methyltransferase (gene Setd6). Gene Ontology annotation, biological process: peptidyl-lysine monomethylation. Gene Ontology annotation, cellular component: nucleus. NCBI's taxonomy places the organism in Eukaryota, Metazoa, Chordata, Mammalia, Rodentia, Cricetidae. Gene Ontology annotation, molecular function: protein binding; protein-lysine N-methyltransferase activity. The record is from RefSeq and is a predicted model, not a curated record.